Triticum urartu is the source of this 1595-nucleotide messenger RNA. The record is from RefSeq and is a predicted model, not a curated record. NCBI's taxonomy places the organism in Eukaryota, Viridiplantae, Streptophyta, Magnoliopsida, Poales, Poaceae.
UCGGUCUCGGAUAGGAAACGAGAGGCGGGGCGGGGAGUCACACAAAACUAUCCUACUGACUUCUCAGCCCGGUCACCUCCGUUCCAUGGUGUGCCAUGCUGACGCUGAUGGCGGCCGCCGCUGCAGCAGCGCCGGACCAAUCCUUCUUCUCCCGCUCCCGCCGCCCCACGCAGCCGCCUAGCCUGUUCAAAGCCGGCCGCUCCGCCCUCCCGCCGCUGUGUGGCAGCGGUCAGAGCCAUCACUCCUCGCACUGUCGCUGUCACUGCUCCUGGAGCAGCACCCCGCACGCACGCCGGAGCAGCCAAUGCCGAUGCAGUGCCAGUGCGACGCCGGACCACCCGGACGAGCCGCCGUCGUCGGGGAGAGGCGGCCGUUACCAUCCUUGGGAGGACAUCGCCGAGACGCUUCAGCUCGACGACGGAGAGCCGGCGCGCCUCACCGACGCCGAAUCCGCCCGAACAAUCGUCGAGGUGAACAACAAUGCAACGGUGAUGAUCUCCACGCUCAUCGAUGACGGUGUGCACGAGAGGAUCAUCUUGCCGGAGUUCCCCUACUUGACCGACGAGAAUGGAGAUAUUUACUUCGAGGUCGACAACGACGACGCGGUCAUGGAAAACAUUAUGGGCGACGACAAGAUUGCGCAUGUUAUCAUUGGACUCGAUAACACAGAUGUCUUUGCUGACUUGGAUCUAGCAGCGGCGUCAUCGACUUCAUUUGCACAAGAAGAAGAAGAGGAGGAGGAAGAGGACGAUGAUUCCGACGAUUCUGACGAUGAAUAUGAGGAGGAGGGUAUAUAUGCUGUUGAUGAAGAAGACGGGGAUGACGACGGCGAUGAUGAUGAAGAAGAUGACGAUGCACCUAACUGGUCCAACCUUGAAACCGUAAAUUCCUGUCAUCCACUAUACUUUGCGAGGAUGAUUGUGGAGAAUGCGAGCAAAUCAAGUAUAGAUUGGUUGGACCGACCACCUGCAAGCCUUGUUGUUGAGGGUCAGCUGAGACCUGCGUUUGCUGAAGAGAGCACCAUGGUUUCCAGGCAUUUAUUAAAUGGUGAUGAACCACUCAAAGACGACAAAAAGGGAAGUGGGGCUACAUUUUUCAAGGUUGAAGUUCUGAGCAUUGAGCUGAUCACUGCAUAUGGUACAGAGCCCAAGGUAAAGAUAGAAGAAUACCGGAAAUCUAGACCCGACAUCAUCGCGCACUCUGCACCAAACAUAAUAUCACGCUUGAGAGCCGGUGGAGACAAGAUAACACAAGCUCUGAAAUCACUCUGUUGGAGGUGCAAGGCCAUUCAAGUAGAGGAAGCAGCAAUCAUCGGCGUCGACUGCCUUGGGUUUGACUUGAGACUGUGCUCAGGAACACAAGUGCAGACACUGAGAUUUGCUUUCCCUACAAAGGCUAGUUCGGAGUUCAGCGCAGAGAAGCAAAUACACGAGCUUCUGUUUCCUAGGAGGAUACAUCAAGAAGGGGAGUCACCACAGGCUCAACCCAAAGAGUACUGAUGUAAACAGAGAUGUGACGUUUUGUUCUUUUUCUAGGAAAUUUAAUCCAGCAACACAAAUAGCAGUAGCCAUCUUGAUGAAGUUCUUUCGAAUUCA